AUGCUGAAUCGACUUCUUGUUGCGACUUUACUGCUCAUCGCCACGUUAUGUGUGGUUGAAGCACAGUUCGGCUACUACGGUCGACCCUACGGCGGAUACGGUAGAGGAGGAUUUGGAAGAGGAUAUGGAGGAUAUGGGAGAGGAUAUGGGGGUCGUGGAUUUGGAGGAUACGGACGUCGAGGAUUCGGAUACGGUAGAGGAGGAUACGGUAGAGGAGGAUUUGGAGGAUUCGGGUAA
Ostertagia ostertagi is the source of this 237-nucleotide messenger RNA. Lineage: Eukaryota; Metazoa; Nematoda; Chromadorea; Rhabditida; Trichostrongylidae. The record is from the annotation of a GenBank genome assembly.